AUGGAUUGUGGUGACGUUGCUAGUACAGUACAAAUGGUUCAUGUUAUAGAUGAUGAGUUCAUGACUGACCCAAUGUCAUUUAAAAAAUUGCUUGAAGAUGCUGAAAAACCUUUGUAUCCUGGUUGUAUAAAGUUCACAAAGCUUUCUGCAUUAGUUAAAUUGUACAAUGUGAAGGCACGGUAUGGGUGGUCAGAUAAAAGUUUUUCAGAUUUACUCCAAAUAUUAGGGGAUAUGCUACCAGUCAACAAUGAGAUGCCCUUAUCCAUGUAUGAGGCAAAGAAAACAUUGAAUGCAUUAGGGAUGGAAUACAAAAAGAUACAUGCAUGCCCAAAUGAUUGCAUACUAUACAGGAAUGAGUUAAAUGAUGCAUCUUUAUAUCCUACUUGUGGAACGUCAAGGUGGAAGGUAAACAAAGUUGGGGCAAGAAACACUAAGAGGAUUCCUGCAAAAGUGUUGUGGUAUUUCCCACCCAUCCCUAGGUUUAAGAGGAUGUUUCAAUCUCCCAAAAUAGCCAAAGACCUAAAAUGGCAUGCAAAAGGUAGAGAAAAUGAUGGUAAGCUUCGACACCCAGUGGAUUCCCCAACAUGGCAACUAGUGAACCAAAUGUGGCCUGAAUUUGCUUCAGAUUGUAGGAACCUUAGACUUGCUAUUUCAGCAGAUGGUAUCAAUCCUCAUAGCUCCAUGACCAGUAGGUAUAGUUGUUGGCCUGUUCUCACAAUAACUUACAACCUUCCCCCUUGGUUAUGUAUGAAGAGGAAAUUCAUGAUGUUAUCUUUGCUAAUAUCAGGACCACGACAGCCUGGUAAGGAUAUUGAUGUUUAUUUGGCACCAUUAGUCGAUGAUUUGAAAGCAUUGUGGGAGGUAGGGGUGAAAGCCUAUGAUGCACAUCAACGAGAGUUCUUCACAUUAAAGGCUAUUUUGUUAUGGACGAUUAAUGAUUUCCCUGCAUAUGGGAACUUGUCUGGUUGCACUGUUAAGGGAUAUCAUGCUUGUCCAAUAUGUGGUGAAGAAACAAAUUCACAUUGGCUAAAACAUGGGAAUAAGAACUCAUAUACCGGCCAUAGAAGGUUUCUUCCAUGCAACCAUCCAUUUAGAAAGCAAAAAAAGGCAUUUAAUGGUGAACAAGAGUUUAGGUUACCUCCAAAAGAACUUACUGGAGAGGAAAUAUUUACAAAGGUUGAUAUGAUUCAUAACUCAUGGGGAAAGAAAAAGAAGGUUAAACAAUGUGAAUCCUUUGCUAAUCCUACAAGUUGCUGGAAAAAGAAGUCUAUAUUUUUUAAACUUGAAUACCGGAAAUAUUUUUAUAUCCGACACAACUUGGAUGUCAUGCAUAUAGAGAAGAAUGCUUGCGAGAGCAUCAUCGGAACCGUGCUUAACAUUCCAGGUAAAACAAGGGAUGGAGUAAAGUCUCGACUUGAUCUUCUCGAAAUGGGCUUAAGGCCCGGCUUAGCACCAACCUUUGGGUUGAAGCGAACUUAUCUUCCCCCUGCAUGUUAUACUCUAAAAAACCUUGUGUCCAUGGAAGAGCUAAAGCUUAAUGGUCUUAAGUCCCAUGAUUAUCAUGCACUUAUGCAACAACUACUACCAGUAGCAAUAAGAUCUGUGUUGCCUAAGCAUGUCAGAUAUGCCAUUACAAGAUUGUGUUUUUUCUUUAAUGCACUUUGUGCAAAAGUGGUGGAUGUGUCAAGAUUGAAUGAUUUACAACAGGACAUAGUGGUGAUUUUGUGCUUGCUAGAGAAGUAUUUUCCACCUUCCAUCUUUGACAUCAUGCUUCAUUUAACAGUGCAUUUGGUAAGAGAGGUUAGAUUAUGUGGACCAGUGUAUAUGAGAUGGAUGUACCCAUUUGAAAGGUACAUGAAAGUCCUAAAGGGUUAUGUUCGAAAUCAUAAUCGUCCAGAAGGGUGUAUUGCUGAGUGCUAUAUCGCUGAGGAAGCCUUAGAGUUUUGUACAGAGUAUUUAUCGGGCAUGGAUGCAAUUGGAAUUCCUUCUAGUAUGAAAGAUGAAUGGAAAUGUGGGAAACCAUUACUUGGUGGUCGUGCAAUAACUAUUCAUGAUUAUAAAUUGGUGGAGCAAGCACAUCAUUAUGUUCUACAAAAUACAACUAUUGUACAACCGUUUAUUGAUGAACAUAUGAAAUAUUUGAAGACAAAAUAUCCUCGUCAAUCAAAAAGAGUGAAGUGGCUAGAGGAUGAACAUGUGGGCACAUUUAGUCAUUGGCUUAGAAAAAAGGUUUCAGAUGACAUAAGCAAGAAAGAACCUAUUGAAAAGGAACUUAAGUGGCUUGCACAAGGACCAAGACAACAAGUUCUUACGUACCCUGGAUAUAUCAUUCAUGGUUGUCGUUACCACAUCAAGAACCGUGAUGAGGCACGAGUCAACCAAAAUAGUGGUGUUAGUAUUGUGGCAUCGACCAUGCAAAUUGCAAGUUCCAAAGAUAAGAAUCCUGUGCUUGGUGACAUGUGUUUUUAUGGGAUUAUCACAGAGAUUUGGGACCUUGAUUAUAACAUGUUUAACAUUUGUGUUUUUAAGUGUGAUUGGGUUGAUAGCAAGAAUGGUGUCAAAGUUGAUGAGCUUGGUUUUACAUUAGUUGAUUUGAGCAAGAUAGGACAUAAAUCAGAUCCUUUCAUUUUGGCAACGCAAGCCCAACAAGUUUUUUAUGUAGAAGAUCAAGUUGAUCCAAGAUGGUCUAUUGUAUUAUCAAGGCCAAAAAUGGAGUUGUUUGACAUAGAAGGUGAUGACAACAUAGCCGACAAUUGUAUGGAGCAUCACCCAUUUGCGAAUGGGAUGCCUAAUAUUAAGUCUUUUGAUGAAGUUGAAGAUUAUGAUGAAAUUUGUAUGCGUACUGAUUGUGAGGGGAUUUGGAUUGAAAAUUAA
Messenger RNA from Vitis vinifera (wine grape), 2874 nucleotides. RefSeq lists its product as uncharacterized. The record is from RefSeq and is a predicted model, not a curated record. Bases 1 to 2874 code for a protein of 957 amino acids. NCBI's taxonomy places the organism in Eukaryota, Viridiplantae, Streptophyta, Magnoliopsida, Vitales, Vitaceae. The transcript has 4 exons.